Cucumis melo (muskmelon) is the source of this 1124-nucleotide messenger RNA. Its product is annotated as 60S ribosomal protein L7-4. The coding region runs from base 124 to 855 and encodes 243 amino acids. Gene Ontology annotation, molecular function: RNA binding; structural constituent of ribosome. Gene Ontology annotation, cellular component: cytosolic large ribosomal subunit. Gene Ontology annotation, biological process: maturation of LSU-rRNA from tricistronic rRNA transcript (SSU-rRNA, 5.8S rRNA, LSU-rRNA). NCBI's taxonomy places the organism in Eukaryota, Viridiplantae, Streptophyta, Magnoliopsida, Cucurbitales, Cucurbitaceae. The transcript has 7 exons. The record is from RefSeq and is a predicted model, not a curated record.
AGUCUUGGCGCGGACAAACCCUACAAAACCCUACCCUUUCAUUUGAUCGCCUUCUUCCCUUUUCUAUGCUCAGGAAACCCUAAUUCUGCUUCAGUAACCAGUAUCACAACAGCUACAAAGGAGAUGGGCCAAGAAGCGAAGGCCAUAGUUCCAGAGUCGGUCUUGAAAAAAGCAAAGAGAAAUGAAGAGUGGUCUUUGGCCAGUAAGCAAGAACUUGAGGCAGCAAAGAAGAAGAGAGCCGAGACUAGGAAACUGAUUUACAACCGUGCUAAAUCGUACUCAAAGGAAUAUGAGGAGCAGGAAAAAGAGCUCAUUAGGCUGAAGCGUGAAGCAAGGUUGAAGGGAGGAUUUUACGUUGACCCUGAGGCAAAGCUUUUGUUCAUUAUUCGUAUCCGUGGUAUCAAUGCCAUUGACCCUAAGACGAGAAAGAUUUUGCAGCUUUUGAGACUGAGACAGAUAUUCAAUGGUGUAUUUCUGAAAGUCAACAAAGCAACACUGAAUAUGCUUCACAGGGUUGAGCCUUACGUGACUUAUGGUUAUCCCAAUCUCAAGAGUGUGAAAGAACUCAUCUACAAGAGAGGCUUUGGGAAACUAAACAAGCAGAGAACUGCUUUGACAGACAACUCAAUCGUCGAACAGGCCCUAGGUAAACAUGGAAUUUUGAGCGUUGAAGAUCUUAUUCACGAGAUCAUGACGGUUGGACCUCAUUUUAAAGAGGCAAACAACUUCUUGUGGCCUUUCAAGCUCAAGGCGCCAUUGGGUGGUUUGAAGAAGAAGAGGAACCACUAUGUUGAAGGAGGAGAUGCUGGAAAUCGUGAAAAUUAUAUCAAUGAGCUUAUCAGAAGAAUGAACUAAUUUCUUCUUCUUUUUCUUUUUUUGCUAUGGAGGGAGAAAGUUAGUAGAGGCUUCUAAUUUUGUCCUUGUUUGAUGGGAUAAUUUGAAGCGAAAUUUCAUUGCUCUCAUAUCAUCUGAACUUUUCUAUACUUGAUCGUCAAGCUUAUCAUUGUUUGUUAGUUGUUUGGAGGACGUGGAUCAAUUUCUUGAAAAUUUUGUUUCCUUUGUUAAAGUUUUUAAAAGAUGUCAAUGGGGGAUUUCUUGGAAUUAGACAAGUUACAUUAUUUAUA